This is a messenger RNA of Cygnus olor (mute swan), 1943 nucleotides long. RefSeq names its product suppressor of cytokine signaling 7 (gene SOCS7). The transcript is spliced from 11 exons. The record is from RefSeq and is a predicted model, not a curated record. The coding region runs from base 59 to 1654 and encodes 531 amino acids. Gene Ontology annotation, cellular component: phosphatidylinositol 3-kinase complex. NCBI's taxonomy places the organism in Eukaryota, Metazoa, Chordata, Aves, Anseriformes, Anatidae. Gene Ontology annotation, biological process: phosphatidylinositol phosphate biosynthetic process; intracellular signal transduction. Gene Ontology annotation, molecular function: 1-phosphatidylinositol-3-kinase regulator activity.
CGGCGGCGGCGGCGGGGGGGCGCCCCGCUGCGGGCCGGGCCAUGCGGCGGCCGUAGCGAUGCAGCGCGCCGAGCUGCGGGACGGGGAGGCGGCGGCGGCGGCGGCCUCGUACCGGGUGCUCAGCCGCCUGCUGGGCUAUGGGGCCGCGCCGGAGGCGGGCGCGGCGGGCGGCGCCGUUACCGCGGCGGCGGCGGCGGCGGCGGGGCGCUGGGGGCCGCCGGGCGGGCUGGAGCUGCAGUUGGCCGCGCUGGGGCUGCGGCCGCCGGGGCUGGGCCCCAAGGGCCCCGGGGGCUGCCCGUGCCUCGGGCCGCCGCCGCCCGCCGGGCCCGCCGCCGAGGAGACGAGCGACGCGCUGCUGGUGCUCGAGGCGCUGGAGCCCGACGAGGCCGGCAGCGGCUCCGAGGAGGAACCGGGCAGCCCCGACGGGCAGGAGCCGCCGCGCGGAGCCGCCCGCGCCAACGGGAGGAGCGGGACCGGCCCCGGCCCCGCGCCGCCGCCGCCGCCCGGGGCGGGCUGCAGGAAGGGCUCGCUGCGGGUCCGCCUCCGCCGCCUCUUCCGCACCAAGAGCUGCAGCGGAGGCUCGGCCGCGGGGGACGCCGCCGCCACCGGGAGCCGCCGCGCCGGGGACCUGCCCGCCUCGGCCGGGAGCCUGACCGACGUGUGCGGGGCCCGCGGCCGCGAGCAGGAGGCGGGCAGGAAACACAGACUGACAAGAACUCAAAGUGCCUUUUCCCCGGUUGUUUUCAGCCCCCUCUUCACAGGUGAAACAGUGUCACUAGUGGACGUGGACAUCUCCCAGCGAGGAUUGACCUCCCCUCACCCUCCAACUCCGCCGCCGCCUCCGCGAAGAAGCCUCAGCCUGCUAGAUGAUAUCAGUGGGACGCUGCCUACAUCUGUCCUAGUGGGUCCGAUGGGGUCUUCCCUGCAGUCUUUCCCUCUGCCUCCGCCUCCUCCACCCCAUGCCCCAGACGCCUUCCCGCGGAUCGUGCCCCUCCGGCCGAUGGAGACGGCGCCCAGCCAGCCCGCCCCGCACCUCCAGUGCCCGCUCUACCGGCUGGACUCGAGCAGCUUCGCAGCCAGCUUGCGGGAGCUGGAGAAGUGCGGGUGGUACUGGGGACCGAUGAACUGGGAGGACGCAGAGAUGAAGCUGAAAGGGAAGCCGGAUGGGUCCUUCCUGGUCCGAGACAGUUCUGAUCCCCGUUACAUCCUGAGCCUCAGCUUUCGGUCGCAGGGCAUCACCCAUCACACCAGGAUGGAGCACUACAGAGGGACCUUCAGCCUGUGGUGCCAUCCCAAGUUCGAAGACCGCUGCCAGUCUGUGGUGGAGUUCAUAAAGAGAGCGAUCAUGCACUCCAAAAACGGGAAGUUUCUUUACUUCCUCCGGUCCAGGGUCCCAGGUCUCCCUCCAACACCUGUCCAGCUCCUGUAUCCAGUCUCCAGGUUCAGCAAUGUCAAAUCCCUUCAGCACCUUUGCCGCUUUCGGAUCCGGCAGCUGGUCCGGAUCGACCACAUCCCCGAGCUACCGCUGCCCAAGCCCCUGAUCUCCUACAUCCGGAAGUUUUACUACUACGACCCCCAGGAGGAGGUGUACCUGUCGCUGAAGGAAGCUCAGCUCAUCUCCAAACAGAAGCAGGAGACCGAAUCCUCUACGUAGCGAGGCCGGCUCGCCCAUCGUGUUGCUGUCACUGAUGGAAUUUGGUUGUUGCCAUCCAGUAGCCCAAGUCAGGCGGUGGUGGGGACGAGGCACAUGAAGGUGAAGCCUGCUUCUGCAGUGUGACUUCUGCUCUCAAGCUCUUUUGUAGAGAGAAGAGGGUUCAAGACUCCUAAGAAGCACAGCAGAAGGGGACCAAGGGUCUCGGCUCCUGGCUGAGGGCGAGGGGGUCUCGGAGGCAGCUGAGCCCAGCUCGCGGACUCCUUGCAGAACAAAGAAUGUCACGGCACUA